AUGCCGAUACUGAGGCACGCAACGCUCCGACCAUGGAGAUGGACCAAAUUAUCAUUCUUCUCUUUGGAAGAUGUGCAAUGUUUUCAUUCUUCGCCCUGUCACUCGAAAAAACGCCACAAGAUAAAAGCUCGAGCAACACACAGAUCUCGAGCGACUCCAGUUCCUUCAAGACACAUUGGGCUGAAACACCAUGAUUCAGUCUAUCCUUCAAUUGAUGGAAAUAACAAUGACAGUAGCAAUGGUAGUGAUACCCGUUCCAAGACGAAUAUACCGACUUCAAAUGAAUUCCAAGCUCGUAAGGCAAGACUCCGGUGGGGUGCUACAAAUGAUUCGACUCCAAGGCUCUCUCACGACGAUGAGCCAAGCACACGAUUCACAUUGGAUACAGAAAAGUCGGAAGAGCCUAUAAAACGUAAUACUGAUAAGCUGCGCUCAAGUCCAUCUUAUGUCACAAACUCAUCAACUGACAGGCCAACUACAGCCGCAGAGACAACGGGAACAAUAUCCGGUCGGCCCACAUCAUUCCUUUACGGCGAAGAAGCACGAAAAGCCCGUCUCGUUCGCCUCGAACAAUGUGAGCGUGAAAAAGACAUCGGUCAUCGCUUUGGUUCCCUACGUGACUCGGAUGUCAAGAUUGAGCCAGUCGAACCACUUCGUCACAUGCAUGUGGCAAAGCUUGCCCACGGACUUGACCGAGUCUUGUUCAAUUCAGGUGUUCAUUGGCUCCGAGAUAGCCGUACUGGCAUUUACAACUUUGACCCACAUUUGCGAGAUGUGCUAGACGUCGAUUUGUUCGACUAUGGCACUUUGCCGCCGUACUUGACAUCAAGUCGCGACCCAGAGCUCUUGGAAAUCACACGACGACAAAAGAAAAAGUAUUGCGGCAGUACCAGUAGUAUGACAGGUCUAUUAAGCCACUGCUAUUUCUUGCUAAGCCGAUGGAAGGAGCCUGAACUUAUUGGCUUCAGUCCAAGCUUUUGUGAGUUGCCGACCGGUUUCAGUGAAGGUGCGAAGUUGCCUGUUUCGAUUACAUUACAGCAUCAGCCGGGAGGUUUCUAUGCUAUUGAUGCCGAUAAGAAUUCAGCUGGUGAAGUCGACAACACCAACUACGUUCUGACAUCGCUCGGAAAGAGUCUAGAGAAGUUUCUCACAUCAACGCCCGACGAGUAUGCAAAUCACAAACGAGAGAACAGCUGGAGGCGGGACUCUGCCAUGCAAGAACCACAAGAAGCGUACCACUAUGCGCAGACAUCCAAGCUCAUGCUCCGAUCACAGCUGGACUGUCACGAUCCGCGACUACCGAACGGCACAUUUGACCUCAAGACGCGAGCUGUGGUUGCGAUCCGUAAUGAUCGAGCCAACUAUACGGAAGGGUGCGGGUAUCAAAUUCGUUUUUCUCAUGGUCUUUGGGAGUCUUUUGAACGCGAAUACUGGGACAUGGUGCGUGCUGCAUUCCUUAAAUACAAUUUCCAAGCGCGCAUUGGACAUAUGGAUGGGAUUUUCGUUGCCUACCACAAUACGGCUCAAAUCUUCGGGUUUCAAUAUAUCAGCUUAGAGGAGAUGAACCUUCGUCUAUUUGGCAGCAAUGAAAUGGGCAACAAAGCAUAUCGAAUGAGUCUCGGUUUGCUUGAGCAAAUUCUCGAUACAGCGACUGAUUUCAUGCCAAACGAGACACUGAGCAUCACUAUGGAAACACGUCCAGGCGCUUCUUCCAUGUGCGUAAUUGUUCAGUCAGUUGCAUCCUCCGCGAUUGUACAGUUCGAGGUGACCAUGGACCGCUACCUUAAUCAGGCUCUGGUGCGUGGUCCAGUCAAUUUCUCGAUGUUGAAUGGUCCUUUAACCCACGCCCAGCUCGAGGACGUUCGCUGUGGUCGGCUCGAGAAUAUCGCGAAUGUUGACUGGCAUGUUCAAUACUGCAUUACACCGCGAAAAGAUCUCUCUGAAGGCAAGGUUCGCGAGAACUUGCAAGAGAUCCGUCAACGUCAAAGACUCAUGCGCUCGCUUUGUAUGCCGAACAUUGACUUGCUUAAUGCGCGUGAAUCGGCCCGGAUUGACACGCUUGCCAAGCACCCAGAGGCGCUUGAAAGGUUUUUAAAGGAGCGCGAAAAUGGACCCGCGUAUGGAAUGCCUCUUGCUCCUGGUCAGCGGACGACUCGCCAACUCAUACGCAGCAAGGCGCUCAUGGACAUCCAAGAGCAUAGCAGCAACAAGCUACCUACUGCCCCGAUCCGAUGGAUUCGACAACCGGACCCAAUGACAGCCCGCUUACGAGAACUUAGUCGAAGUGGCCUUGCAAGGAUGCGACAGGAGGCUAAGGCAACAACCAAUAAAACUAAGCGCGUUAAAGCAGACGUGGCUAACGAUCAAGACCUCACCUCUGCCACAGAGCCAUUGACGUAA
This is a messenger RNA of Malassezia globosa CBS 7966, 2400 nucleotides long. RefSeq lists its product as uncharacterized. The record is from RefSeq and is a predicted model, not a curated record. Bases 1 to 2400 code for a protein of 799 amino acids. NCBI's taxonomy places the organism in Eukaryota, Fungi, Basidiomycota, Malasseziomycetes, Malasseziales, Malasseziaceae. Gene Ontology annotation, biological process: mitochondrial RNA 5'-end processing. Gene Ontology annotation, cellular component: mitochondrial envelope; mitochondrion. The transcript has a single exon.